GAGGAAAUGUGCUUGUGUGAUUUGUUGUCAUAUACGCCGACUAUCUCCACCUUUAGAUCAAUGUCUCAUCCUGAAACCAACGUUAAUCAAGGUCUUCAUCCCUCCUGUCACCUCCAACCGGUGUAAUGCAGAAGUAACGUGUGUGUGCGUGUGUGUGUGUGUGUGAGUAUACAGGGAGGAAUGGAUGCAGACAGUAACAGUUAGGUACGCUGGGUGUCGACAGGUAACCAACAUUAACUGAAGACAGCGGGACUACACUUUUACCGUAGUUGAAGUCGCUUCCUCCGGCUGGAGCUCCCUCUCCAGUCGCUUUUUCUUGUGGGGUUUACCCGCCUCUCCUGUCCUCACCUCCGGACUCCACUUCGGUGUUUACCUCGGCAGAAGAAAUGUCGGAGGAAAAAAAGGACAUUCCUAACGAACUGUUCGAGAGUGUGCGGGAGGCAGUGGGUCGGAGGGUGAAGCUGACCCUGAGGCGCAAAGUCCAGCUGGAGGUCAAAGGUGACAAAGUGGAGAACAGAGUUCUGGCCUUGGCAUCACAUCGAGCAUAUCUGCUGACAGCUCGGGUCCCUUCCAAGGUUGAACAGUCCUUCAGCUACCUGGAUAUCCAGGGGAUCAGCAGCAACAAGCCCACUCAGUUGGUGCUGGAGCACGAGCGCGGUCCAUGGAGCCUCCGGCUGGCCUCGGUGGAGGAAGCGGACGAGGUGAUCGCUCACAUCGGCAGCUGUCUGCAUCGGAUCUGCCCCGUGGGUUCACCUGUAAAGGUGAUGAGGAAGAUGAGCUUGAAGCCUCCGGAGAGGACAGCAGCCCUUCAGGCCCUCUGGGACGACCAGGGCUCCGCUGACCUGGGGCCUUGUGGGGGUUUCUCUCAUCAGUACUGGUGUGUGUGUGAUUACCUGGGUCUGCCAUACAGAGAGGAGGUCCAAUGGGACGUGGACACCAUCUAUCUGACUCAGGACACCAGAGAGCUCAACCUGCAGGACUUUGUUCACCUGGAAAACAGGGAUUUGUUGGCAAUCAUAGCAGCUCUGGAGUACAACCAGUGGUUCACCAAACUCUCCACCAAAGACUACAAACUGUCGACAGAUGUUUGCGACCAGAUCCUCAGAGUGGUGGCUCGGUCCAGCCGGCUGGAGGAGCUGGUGCUGGAAAACGCUGGACUCAAAAGUGAUUUUGCUCAGAAACUGGCCAGCGCUCUGUCACAAAACCCCGCCUCCACGCUACACACACUCAACCUGAGCAACAACUCACUGGAGGACAAAGGUGCUGCCGCUCUGAGCGCUCAACUCACCAAGCUGCCCAUGGGCCUGAAGCACCUGAACCUCUGCAGGACCUCCAUGUCUCCUAAAGGUGUGAACAGCCUCUGUCACGCUCUCUGCGCCAACCCGGCUGUCGCCUCUACCCUCACACACCUCGACCUGUCGGGGAACUCGCUCAGAGGCGAUGACCUACCGAAUUUGCACAGCUUCCUGAGUCACUCAAACUGUCUGGAGGCUCUGGAUCUGUCCAACAGUGACUGCUCUCUGGAGCAGGUUUGUGCGUCUCUGCUCAGAGGAUCUUUGAAGCAUCUCUCUGUCCUCAACAUGUCAAAGACCGUCUUCUCUCACAGGAAGUGUAAAGAAAUCCCUUCGUCCUUCAAGCAGUUCUUCAGUUGUGCUCAGGCUCUGAGCUCAGUCAGUCUGUCAGGAACCAGGCUGCCGCUGGAGGCUCUGAAGGCCUUGUUGUUGGGGCUCGGCUGCAACCCAAACCUCAGUGACGUGUCUCUGGAUCUCAGCUGCUGUGAGCUGCGUUCAGGAGGCUCCCAGAUCCUGGAGGGCUGUAUCGCUGAAAUCCCCAACAUUUCCAGUUUGGACAUUUCAGAUAACAGUUUGGACAUGGAUCUAACCACUCUGCUGGUCUGGCUGGCAAAGAACCGAUCCAUCAGACACCUGUCGCUGGGCAAGAACUUCAACAACAUCAAAUCCAAAAAUGUGGCUCCGGUCCUGGACACCAUGGUUCACAUGAUUCAAGAGGAGGAAUCCCCGCUGACCUCACUCUCAUUGGCUGAUUCCAAGCUGAAAGCCGACCUCUCCAUCGUCCUCAACGCUCUGGGCAGCAACACCUCUCUGACCAAACUGGACAUCAGUGGGAACUCCAUGGGAGACAUGGGAGCCAAGAUGCUUGCCAAAGCCCUGCAGAUCAACACCAAACUCAGGACAGUGGUGUGGGACAGAAACAGCAUCAGCCCGCAGGGUCUACAGGACGUCGCUGCUGCUCUGGAGAAGAACUACACCAUUCGUUUCAUGCCUGUUCCCAUCAUGGACGCUGCUCAGGCACUGAAGGCGAACCCCGAGAAGACAGAGGACGCCUUACUAAAGAUGGAGCAGUACCUGCUCAGGAACCAUGAGACACGUAAAUACCUGCAGGAGCAGGCGUACAGGCUUCAGCAGGGAAUAGUCACCACCACCACACAACAGAUGAUGGACAUGAUGUGCGUGAAGGUGCAGGAUCACCUGAACUCUCUGAGGUUCACAGAGAACAGCUUGGUUUUGGAGGACAUGAAGGUGGCAGAAAACCUCAUGAAGGACGCCAGGAACUCCAAGACGCUGCUCCCCAACCUGUACCACCUGAGGAGCGGCGGGGCCAGGGGUGCUUGCGUCGGAGCCAUUCAGGACAAGCUGGAGUCGAUGGCUGGAGAGGUUGCCAGGGUGAUGGAGGAACAGCUACAGACAAUGCUGGUCUCCAUGGUGGACGCUGCUGAGGGUUUGUGUCCUCUUGUGAUGAAGAGGAGCAGCCUUCGUCAGGAGCUGCUGAGGGCUGGGGCAGGGCGGAUGACCAUUCCCCGCAGCUUCGUCACCACCACACUGCUGGAGCAGUCCGGGGUCGACAUCAUCAACAAGAUCAGUGAAGUGAAGCUCAGCAUGGCGUCAUUUCUGUCAGACCGUAUCGUGGAUGAGAUCCUGGAGUCUCUGUCCAGAUCACAGCACACUCUGUCUGACCACCUAAUCAGGAAGGGUCAGCCUCUGCUGCGUCAUGAGCCUCAGAUGGAGACAGAGGUCCUGGAUGAGACGGUUCUCCAACCAGACAACCACGAUCGGGAGCAGAAACAAAGCCAUGACCGGCAGCAUGGGCUGGAGGACAUGGACACCUGCAUGAUGACCAAGAGGAAGAGUAUUCUGGUCAGGAUGCUGCGCCCCGUCUCUGUGGCAUUUGAGAUGGAGUUUGACCUGGACAAAGCUCUGGAGGAGGUUCCUAUCCAUGUUGAGGACCCCCCUCCUCCUCCUCCUCCCUCACAGCCAUCGGACAGAAUGUCAACCUACCAUGGAGACCUCCCCGUUCCCCCGACCUCCGCGCACACAGAGACUCUCUGUCUGGGCGAGCUGCUACCUGUGGAGCACAAGACGCUGGAGCAUCGAACCAAACUACGACCGAAACCCAAGAAGAGGACAAAACCCAGCAGACCACCUCGGGAGGCCACCGGCAGCUCGUUGCAACACGAGGCGGAGCAGAACAGCAUCAUGGGAAAGCUGGACGAGGGCCUGGAUGACUUUUUCUCUAAGAAAGUCAUUAAACUCAGCUUCAAACUUCCCUCUGUCAGAGGUCCAUCCUCCAGCACGCAGGAAUCAGCAGAUAAGAAACGUGAGUCCAGAAAGAGUGGUUUCUUUAACCUCAUCAAAUCCCGGACGUCCCGCUCAGAGAAGAGCCACGGAGCCGCCUCCACCACUACACUGCAACCUGCCUCCUCCAACACUGCUCCACCCUCUUCCUCUGUUAGCCCAGUGACUGAGGAGAUGACACCCACAUCCCCGACACCGCCCGUGAAAACCCCUGCAGCCCAGGUGGAGCCCCAUCAGGAGCUCCACAGGGCUCAGUCCUCAAACAACACAGAUUGUGAGGUGGAGGCCUUUCCGACCGCUGCUGCUGAGGAGGAGAAGGAGGGGGAGAAUGUGGAGAGGAAGGAGAGCGUGGAGAAGAAGGACCACCCCCACAUACCCCGCCAUAUUGGGGUUCCUGUGAUGGGAAUGGACCUUCUAGCUGAGAUGAAGGCUAGACAGGAAAGAAUGGCUGUAAAGAAGUCUGAGUCGUCAACCUUGUUGGAGAAGGUGGAUGGGGACAAAGCAGACCCUGAUGAGUCCAAACCAGAGCCAGCUCCCAGGUCCAAACCACCGAGCAUCACCCCCAAACCGCCUCCAUCCCAGGCCACCAAACUCCAACAGGGGGCGCACACCUCUUGCCCAACCAGUCCCACCAGUCCAACCAGUCCAACCAGUCCCAGGGCAAACAGCACCUGCAUUCAAGAUGACUCUGAGGUUCCAGUAAGCAGCUCCUCUGCUAAAGGACCACUUCCUGCUCCUCGCCUGAAGAGGGCGCCAUCGGAGCAGGAGCGAGAGAGCACCAGCAGCAACAUUGCAGGACCCCUGUCUCCACUGGAGGUUGAUUUUUCUGGAGACGGCGGCGAUGCGUUUGACCCGCCCGGUGCAGGAAGCGAGCCUGGAGCCGGCGGUGGUAGGCAGUGGUCGUCCCUGAAGAGCUCAGCGAGUCCUCCUCCUGCCGGGGCGGAAGACCGGGAACGCACCAAGUCGCUCCCCACUUACGUGACGCCUCCAUCUCUGGCGGACACAGAUCUCAGUCCAGCUGAGGAGGAGGUUCAAUCUCCAUCUGACAACAAAUCAGAGGAGGAGUCCGGUGAAGACACGCCUUCAGUCUGAUGGUUGUUUAAAUCUCGCUCAAAAGUCUUUACUCCACCAGGGGAACAAUCACGUACAGACAGUAAAAGCCAGUGGAGAGUAAAUUGUUUUUUGUUUUUUUUUUGUUUUUUUUUUUUUUGAUAAGGCACAUGUAAACAGGGGGGACGCUGUAAAACUUUCAUCAGACGAGUUUCCUGACCUUGGAUCAGUCGAACUGUUCGGCCGAAUGGACACCAGAACAGUCCCACUACCGUCUCUGUCAACAGCUCUAAUAGGACCAUAAAGAGCUGUCCAGAUGGGUUUUAUCUGGUGCAGAGACAAUCUGUGGUUACUUACACAACCGGGUCCAGCUAUAAUAAGCUCAGUUAGUCCAAAACACUGAGAAUGAGUCUGGCUGUCCACGGUGUUUACAUGCAGCAGGUAAACUGUAACUCAGUGAGCUCUACCGUCAGCUUGUCUGGAGGUAAUGACUUAAUAUAGAAACUUUUUUAUCCUGCAAACAUUCACUCCUCAUCCAGGAACAGGCUGUUCACAGAUUAGAAAUCAGGGGCAGCAGAAACAUCCUGCAGCACUUUAGAAGAGGAACAACAACAAAAAACCAAAGCGAGUUCAAGCUCUUCAAAUCUUUAUUUUUAUAUAUUAUAUCUCAAAUAGAGUCAACCUCACAACGAGACUGAUUCAGACUGAAACAGAUGACUCUACUUUUGUGUCCUGUGACGGCUAACGAUGCUAACCUGACUGGGUUUUAAUGAUUUCAAGACAACAGAUGCUGUGUGAUGUGUCCUUGAGCUUUCAUUGGAGUUGUAAAUAAGUUUUCAUUUUAAUGUUAUAAAAUAUAAUGACUGCUCUUGACUAGAAAAUAUAUCAGGUCACCUGAGUUACUGUGGAUCGCAUAAUUAUCUGACUGACAAAAAAAAAAUCACAAAAUAUUCUGCUUGUGGGUCGAGAUUAUUCCUCUUGUUCCCAUUUAAUUUAACCUUAAGUGUCUGUAUCUUGAAAUGAGACAGAAUCAGAUUCAGAUUGUUGAAGUAGAGUCUAGAAAAAUCCCAUUAAAAUAAUCUGACUCCCAUCAGCAGAGAGGAGCAAGAACAGUGAUAUAAAUAUGGCUCUGUAAGGGGGAGAUUUGUGUAAAUGCUGCAUUGGUGUCAUGACUUGAAAAAUUGUUCACAUCAGCAUCUAACUCUAGUUAUGACUUCUGAAAGGUCCAAUAAAUAUAAAUUAAUGCCUUAUAUUAUUUUGAAAGGCACCUAACGCCAUUUAUUUUUAAAGUAUACGGACUAAACUAUCAAACUGUUUUUAAAAAGUCAAACUCAGCCGUCACUCACCUGUCUUCAGUUCACUUGAAAGCCUGUAAGUGAUGAACAUACGUUGUUGCUGUUCCUCCUCCAUGAUGUGAACGUGGCAGAAUCCUCAGUGGGUGGAGACGAAGAGCGACUGAUAGUUUACCCACUGAGGGUCCGCUGAACCAAAAAUUAGAAGUCAAAUGUCCUUCAGCCCUAAAAGGCAAGUGAAGUUUUUUUUGUUUUUUACCAGGAUAAUUUUUUUCUCCUUUUCAUCUGUAUAAACACCUUCAAGAGCAAGUGAUUAUUUUUUUCCCGGGGGGGGGGGCAUAGAAAAAUUAUUGGCCCCCAAAAUAUUUUUUUUUACUUGCCUUUCUGGGGUCGUUUUCACAGACAAAAAAAAUAUAUAUUUUUUUUUUUAGUGAGGAUUGCUUUGUGAGGAUUUGCUUUUGUAAUACUGCUUUUGGCCACAAGAGGGUGAGGUGUGCCACUACCACAGUCUAAACUGCGAGAACAACCCCUGAGGGCAAGUGAAAAAUAUUUUGGGAUGAUCGUUUUUCUAAGUUUUGUUUUUUCCAGAAAACAAAAACUGCCUCUCGGGUGGGGGGGUUUAUACAGAUGAAAAUAAACGUUUUCUUUCAACAACAAAAAAAAUAUUUUACUUGCUUUUUCUGUUUAAUGUAUGUGUAUAAAACAUAAAAUGUUCAUUGAUUUUACUCUGCUAUCAACACCGCUGCUGUAUCCUCACAUCUUGCCUUAUCACAUACUGAUCUCUGUUAAUCAUGUACUGCUGCACUUACAGAUGUUUUAUGUAUCAGUGUAAAUAUGUACUAACACUUGUUAAAGGUUGUGUUUAUAGAAUAAAUGGGUUUAAUCAGAGUGAAACACAGACACUGGGGUUUAUAUUGUAUGAUGAUUUAUUAUGGAUGAAACAUGCUGUUGACUCUGCAUGGAGUUUCAUUUAAGAUUCGUGGUGAUGGCUUUUAUCUUACUGGGAAAAUAUUGUUGUUAUUUUUAAAGAUUCAGUGAAACGCUGUGUUUUAUUGUUUAUAUGUUUGUGAAGCUACGAGUCUGAAAUGUGACGUCAGCUGUCACAUGUUUCUGUAUCUGUUUGUUUACGCCAAUAAAUACUGAUUCACUGCUCA
This is a messenger RNA of Seriola aureovittata, 7089 nucleotides long. It is a transcript of the gene carmil1, whose product is annotated as F-actin-uncapping protein LRRC16A. The transcript is spliced from 38 exons. The record is from RefSeq and is a predicted model, not a curated record. NCBI's taxonomy places the organism in Eukaryota, Metazoa, Chordata, Actinopteri, Carangiformes, Carangidae. Gene Ontology annotation, cellular component: plasma membrane; lamellipodium. Gene Ontology annotation, biological process: regulation of Arp2/3 complex-mediated actin nucleation; cell migration. The coding region runs from base 387 to 4685 and encodes 1432 amino acids. Gene Ontology annotation, molecular function: protein binding.